This is a messenger RNA of Hipposideros armiger (great roundleaf bat), 6618 nucleotides long. RefSeq names its product ataxin 7 like 1 (gene ATXN7L1). NCBI's taxonomy places the organism in Eukaryota, Metazoa, Chordata, Mammalia, Chiroptera, Hipposideridae. The coding region runs from base 367 to 3180 and encodes 937 amino acids. The transcript has 14 exons. The record is from RefSeq and is a predicted model, not a curated record.
CUCGGGAGAGGGGGAAAUGUCAAAGCAUCAGACGUCCAGAAUCCUGAGGAAAUCUAACGCUUUCUUUCUAGCUGGCUGGAGCAUCUAAGUCUAAAGUGAAUUCCUCCAGUAGUCCGAUUCCUGGCCGCAGGUUUCCUGCGCUAGUCGCGGCCACCCUCGUCUCACCGUAGGGAGCGCUGAAAAUUGCUCCAGGGGCUCGGCCCACUAAGCGUCACGUUCCAGGAGCGGGUGAAUUGCUCUCCCGCUAUCGUGAUCCCGGAGCAAAGUCUACUCAGUGGUUCUCUGCGAGCCGGAGAUGCGCAUCGCGCAGAGAACCUGGGGGCACCGGGCGCUGAGUUUUGAGCUUUCCAUGUCCCGCAGCCUGAGAUGGGAAGACAGCUCCUCUCGCCCCAAACUCACCUGCUUUUUAGAACCACUUCCAUCUACCCUCCAGUCUCACCUCCCAAAGGCUUCCGCAGAAUCCACCACGAUCCAAGGUCCACCGUGAAAGAGAAGAAAGGGAGCGCCUCACUGUGGGCGACAGAGACCUGGCUAGGGAAGGACACGCUGGAAGGGCUGCGUGCAAAAACUUUCCGUCUUCUAGCGGCAACUCUGCGGAACACUCAAUGUCGGAACGUUCCGAAGAUGACGUCGGAGCGUUCUCGAAUCCCGUGUCUCUCGGCUGCUGCUGCCGAAGGAACAGGGAAAAAGCAACAAGAAGGAAGAGCAAUGGCGACACUGGAUCGCAAAGUGCCCAGUCCGGAGGCGUUUCUGGGCAAACCCUGGUCCUCCUGGAUCGACGCCGCCAAAUUACACUGCUCCGACAAUGUAGAUUUAGAAGAGGCUGGAAAAGAGGGUGGAAAAAGCAGGGAGGUUAUGAGGCUUAAUAAAGAAGAUAUGCACUUAUUUGGCCAUUAUCCAGCACAUGACGACUUCUAUCUCGUAGUGUGCAGUGCCUGUAAUCAGGUCGUCAAGCCACAGGUUUUCCAGUCGCACUGCGAGAGAAGACACGGUUCAAUGUGCAGACCUUCUUCCUCUCCAGCAUCUCCACCCUCCAAUUCCAGGACAUCACUAGUACAGGUGAAAACAAAAGCCUGUCUCAGCGGCCAUAACUCUGCCAGCAGCACCUCAAAGCCAUUCAAAACGCCCAAAGACAAUCUACUUACCUCCAGCAGCAAACAGCACACAGUCUUUUCUGCGAAAGGAUCAAGGGACAAACCAUGCGUUCCAGUUCCUGUAGUCAGUUUAGAGAAAAUCCCUAACCUAGUGAAGGCAGAUGGUGCCAAUGUCAAAAUGAACUCUACAACCACUGCUGCGGUCACCGCCUGCUCCACCUUGUCUUCGGCUGUCUCCACCCCACCCUUAAUUAAGCCGGUCUUGAUGUCAAAGUCAGUGCCACCUUCCCCAGAGAAGAUCUUAAAUGGCAAAGGAAUUUUGUCCACCACAAUAGACAAGAAACACCAAAAUGGCACCAAAAACAACAACAAGCCUUACAGGAGACUUUCAGAGAGAGAAUUUGACCCAAAUAAACACUGUGGAGUAUUGGAUCCCGAGACAAAGAAACCUUGCACAAGAUCCCUCACCUGCAAGACACAUUCACUAAGCCAUCGGAGGGCCGUCCCGGGCCGGAAAAAGCAGUUUGACCUCCUUCUGGCAGAACACAAAGCCAAGUCUCGGGAAAAAGAAGUUAAAGAGCAUCUCCUGCCUCCUGCAAGGGAAGUGCUUCCAAACCAACCCGGGCCGGCGCAGGACCUUCUGCCAGGAUCUUCAGGGAGCUCUGCGCCGGAACCUAAAGUCGCAUCCCCUGCAAAAUCCAGGCCACCUAACUCAGUGCUUCCUAGACCGUCAUCUGCAAACAGCAUAAGCAGCAGCACAUCUUCAAAUCACAGUGGCUACACUCCGGAACUCCCUCUGCCCCCAGCUGGAGGGGACCUCGCCAGCCGACUGUCGAGUGAUGAAGGGGAGAUGGACGGAGCCGACGAAUCUGAGAAGUUAGACUGUCAGUUCUCCACCCACCACCCCAGACCGCUUGCGUUUUGCUCAUUCGGGAGUCGCCUCAUGGGACGAGGGUACUAUGUGUUUGACAGAAGAUGGGAUCGUUUUCGAUUCGCCCUAAACUCCAUGGUAGAAAAACACUUGAAUUCACAGAUGUGGAAGAAGAUCCCUCCUGCGGCAGAUAGCCCCAUGCCCUCGCCAGCAGCCCACAUCACCACCCCUGUUCCAGCAUCUGUUUUACAGCCUUUCAGCAACCCCAGUGCUGUGUAUCUUCCUUCAGCUCCCAUCAGCUCAAGACUCACCUCUUCUUACAUAAUGACAUCAGCCAUGCUCUCAAACGCAGCUUUUGUGGCGUCGCCGGACCCGAGCGCCCUCAUGUCACACACCACAGCUUUCCCUCAUGUGGCUGCAACCCUCAGCAUCAUGGACUCAACCUUCAAGGCCCCAUCUGCCGUGUCCCCGAUACCAGCCGUCAUCCCUUCCCCAUCCCACAAGCCAUCCAAAAUCAAAACCAGCAAAUCCUCAAAAGUCAAAGACCUGUCAGCCCGUAGCGACGAGUCUCCAAGUAACAAAAAGAGGAAGCCGCAGUCCUCGACUUCCUCCUCAUUCUCCUUGCAGACAUCCCUCUCGUCUUCAUUAUCAGGGCCCCACAAAAAGAACUGUGUUUUGAAUGCCAGUUCAGCUUUGAACUCCUAUCAGGCGGGCCCUCCCUAUAACAGUCUGUCUGUGCACAACUCAAACAAUGGGGUGAGUCCACUCAGUGCCAAACUGGAGCCCUCAGGACGGACCUCACUGCCCAGCGGCCCCGCGGACAUAGGGAGACACCUGGGCGCGGUGGGCGGCAACAGUGACUCCUGUCCCCUCUCGGUGCCCUCCCUUGCAGGGGACCUCUCUCUGGCCUCACACAAUGCCGUGUCUUCUCUGCCCCUCUCUUUUGACAAAUCAGAAGGAAAAAAGCGUAAGAACUCGAGUUCUAGUAGCAAAGCCUGUAAAAUCACUAAAAUGCCUGGUAUGAAUAGCGUUCACAAAAAGAACCCGCCCAGCCUUCUCGCACCGGUGCCCGAUCCCGUUAACAGCACCUCCUCUCGGCAGGUUGGGAAAAAUAGCAGCCUAGCUUUGUCACAAUCCAGUCCUUCAAGCCUAUCCAGCCCAGGACACAGCCGACAGACCACAAACAGAACGGGCAGGAUAAGAACUCUUCCAUAACAAGACUAUGAAGCCACUUCCAAACCAAUGCCUGGCCACCGCCCCCACCCCAGGAGGCCUUGGGGGGGCGGGGAGAAGGGAGGGGAGUGGGCAGUGGGGGUGUCCAUUUCCUGGGCCCUGCCUGUGGCUCUGGCCCAGCCUUUCUUCUUUUUUUAAUGACCAAUUUUUAGUUUUGGAGAAAAAGAAAAAGGCAAAAGAACGUGAAUUUGAGAUUUAUAGAAAACAAUACCAGUGUUUUGUUUCCGUUGUCUUUCGUUUGCCACGUGUACACAUCCUUCCAAGCUUGGGGGUCACUGCUCCAGCUUCGGGUUCUGCUACUGCACCAUCGCUUUCGCUCCGGUUAUGAGGGCAAGCAGCGCAGGAUGUCAGUUCCUGAUUGGCAUCGUCGCAAACUUAAACUGUAGCGCGAGCAGUGCUCCUUUACUGUGCUCUCCUGCCCAUCCCUCCCCACCCCUCCUACCCGAUGCUCACUAGGUCCCCAAGGCCAUCAGAAAGAGCUGCCCUUCACAAGCUCCCCUCUACACAGGCUGCUGGGAAGAGGGGGUUUUGCUGGGGAGCAUCCUGUGUUUGAAGAGCUGAGACCAGAAGCGGGCAGGUGGGCCCAGGGCACUUGUCAGGUUUCAGUGGUGCACCAGCAUUGUGGGAGCCAGAUGCUAUGGGUGAAAUUGAGGAGAGCAGCCUUUUAAUGAUGUGGUUUACCCAAUACUGUUUGUCCAGCUGUGCGGCUCAGAGGAUAUACUGGGUCAGAUCUAGAACAGGCCUGGGAGGUGGCAGGAAGCAGAGUGAGGGGGGUGGGAGGGAUAUCCCCCCAAAGAUGAUGGCAACUGGCUGCCUGUGAUCCUCUGAGCUUGUUAGGAAUCCAUGCUGUAAAAGCCCUUCCUGGGCACCGUGUACACAGGCCCAAAGCUGAGUAAGCCAGAGGGGGAAGCAUCCCAGGGGAGAGGGUGCGAGACCCCAGGAAGCCACUCAGGAGAAGGCACGGUGCCCACAGCUGUGGAAGUUUCUAGGCGAGGACAAAAAGCGGGGAGGGGAGGAAGGGUCCAUGGAGGGUUAAGAGUCAGAGCCCUGGUGAGAAUAAAUACUAGCAGGGCCUGCCCACCUCUCUGCCCUGGGCCACAGGGCCAUGAGUCAGCAUGCGCUGGGUUAUCAGAAGCCCCAACUCCGACCCAGCCACCCCCUGGUGAAGAGCCAUUGGGAAGAGAAGCUGGAGCCCUGCAGCUAUGAACUUUCACACUGGAGUUUGAUAAGAACAGCAAUAUUAAUAAGCUCUAAUCAGGAAUCAGUCAGGAAAGGAACUCAACGUAAAAGAGAUGUUCUGUACUACUCAUCAUGGAACUUUGCAAAUGAUAUAACGGCACAGAUACUAAGAGGUUUUGCUUUAUCCCUAAAUCAGAAAUCAAUGCCAGUAUCGCACCUGACACAAACCCUCAUCCCCACCCAAAAUGAUGUUUUCUUUCCCAUCCCCCCAACCCAAAGAUCAGACUACUGUUCAGUUUCACCACAUGAUUGGAUUUUACAAAGACGGGAGCAAACGGAGUGAUUUGCAUUGAUGGAGUUGCACUGACAGUGUUUCUUAUAGGAUUACUAAAACUUUUUAAUACAAAAUGAAGAUUUUUUUUAAAAAUCAUGAGUUGAUAUUAGGUACCAGGACAUUAGUUCAGAUGAUUUCAUUUUUAUUUCUACAGUGUUAAAAGUGCACUUAUAUGCUGGUUUAUUUACAUCUUGGGAAAAAGAGACUGCAAAUUGAAGGGAAGAUUGUUACUUUUUCUUUUUUUAAAAAAAAGGUUAAGGCAGAUUUUAAGACUUAUAAAUGUUUAAGAAAUUAUAAACAAGGUUAGACCCUUUGAAAAAAAAGUUUAGAAGAUAUUCUUAAAGUAAAUUUUUAUAGUGUUAAUUUUGUAAUAAUUUAUGUUUUACUAUAUUACAGAGCUAACUGACCAGAAUAGUUUCAGAACAAUAUGAAACUUAGGAAAGUUUAAGCAAUGUUUAUAUUUUUAAAAUGUUCUUUGAAUUAUGUUUUUAUUGUACAUUUCUUCAAACUGAAAAGUAUGUACAUAUCUUUGUUAUUUUUGCACAAUUUUUGUCUCGUUCGGUUUUAGAAGUCUGUUUUUUAUAAUUUAUUUUGAGUUGUAAAACUUGCAGGAGUAAAGACAAACAAAAAAAAUCUCAGCAACAGGAUAACCCUCUGAUUUAUAAACUCUUACAUUCAAAGAGGGGAAACGAAGGUUGAGAGAUUAAGUGGCUGCUUCUGAAAAUAAUGUCUCGACAGGGACUGAAGGAGCAAUUCGAUAGUAGGUUUAAACAUUUUAGCUCUCUGCAUCUUGAUUUGCAAGCUGGAAUAAAGAGGCCCCCCACCGAAUGCUGCUGACUUGGUGAAAGACUGGCUCUGACCAAGGUGAGGACUUUUGUGGAAAACUGAGCAAAAAGGGAAAACCCACAGUGUUUCUUCCUUCACAAUCAACCACAGGUUUACUUUAUAAUGAUGUAUUCAAAACUUACAGCUUGAAAAAUGGAAUGCAAAUAAGGUUUUCUUUGGGUUUGUUUUAACGGAGUUCAACUGGACCCGCCUACAAAACACUAUUAGAGUGAUAUCUUUUAGGUACUUCUUUUCUGCCCACCCCACUAAGCCCUCUCUCCCAGCCCCCCAACUGCACACACCCUCAUUUGCCUGAAGAUCUCAUGACUUGUCGCCAGCCACGGAGGCUAGAAAGCUCUGGUUGUUAAGCAUAACACAAUGCAUAGACCUGUCAGCCAUAAAAACAAAGCGACUUGGAUAACUUGUAUGCCUUCUUUUGUAUCAAUGUACCAAUUGUAAAUAACGCUGAUCAACCUUUGUAGAGAAUAGUUUAUACAGCAUAUUCUAUUAUUGCUGAUUCUCAGUGAACUCUUGUUUUAAAAAAGGAAAAAAAGAAAUUUUCUAUUUACACCUUCUAUUUUGUUAUUAUGCUGUCGGCCCAUGGCACUUUAACAAAACUCUGUGGGUUUUACGUAGCUGGUCAGUCAUGGGGUAUAUUAAAUAACUGUUGUUGCACAGACAAGAAUUUGCACCUGCUCAUUUGUCCUUUCCUACUACCGAUUUUAGAACCUUUUCCAGAAGAAUUUUGAAGAACGCAUGUCCCAAACAUUCUAAACAAAUGCCACACUUGUGGAAUGGGUUUCUUUUCCACGAUCCAUAUUUUGUAACACUAAAUAUUUUCCUUCUUUGUCCUGCACCUUUACGUAUUAUCACUAUCAAAUAGAAUUCAUUCCAUGCCUGUGGUAUUGUAAGCAGAAUAAAUGUCUAAAGUAGGUGUAAAUAGUAAAUUCUAUGGCUUACAGUUUUAAAAAAGGAAAGAACAAACGUGUAUCUAUUGAUACUGCCAUGGUUCAGCACCAGGCCUGGAGACAUUCUCCAGUGAGCGAUUGUAUUUUUUUUUGGGGGGGGGGAGGCUUUUUUUU